AUGCCAUCACCUGCUUAUCCCAUCGCUCUUGCGGCUCUCAUUGGGUCCGCGCUCGCAGACAUCCACAAUGUCAAUCUUCCCUCGAACUUCUUCGAUGGUCCACAGAGCGGUAUUGGAUCAUGGUACCGUGCCUCUGCCGGCCAAGACUCGACAAACGGCAAGAGUUGGUGUGCGUACACGUACUAUAACAGCGAUCCUGUCUUUGCUGUGUCCCUAAAAGCGAUGGGCGGCAAGACCUACAAUUCGGACCCAGCGGGUUGGAAGGCAGCAACGCAAAAGUACUGUGGUCUCGAGGCGACUGUUAAGGAUCCCAAAACUGGCAAGCAAAUGCUUAUGUACAUUGGCGACGCAUUUGAUGAUAAAUAUGUCCUUUCGCCGGGGUCUAUCGACAUCAUGAUCGACGCCUUCUCGAACAUCCACGGGAACCCCAACGGUAACAAGAACGACGUCAUCAAGGGUGUGGAGUGGCAGCUUACAGGACGCGUCAACACGAAGUAUGCUGCGGAUGGCGCCGUAUGGCCAACAAAAGCUGGAGCAGCACCAACGACUCCUGCUCCUACAAAGAUGCAGACUUCUGCUUCACCAAAACCGUCUGCCUCUCCACCUGGUGGUGGCGAAGGUGCGAAGUGCAGUGACUCGACGAACUGUAAUUCUGGCAUGACAUGCUUAGCACCUGAUGGUGUCUGCAGCACAGCCGCUUAUGUACCGGAUGGACCUGUAGUGCUUCGUCGCCGUGCCAGAAACCAAACACGUGUGUAA
This is a messenger RNA of Alternaria ethzedia, 759 nucleotides long. RefSeq lists its product as uncharacterized. Bases 1 to 759 code for a protein of 252 amino acids. The transcript is spliced from 4 exons. The record is from RefSeq and is a predicted model, not a curated record. NCBI's taxonomy places the organism in Eukaryota, Fungi, Ascomycota, Dothideomycetes, Pleosporales, Pleosporaceae.